AGGGGUGGAUCGCAAAUGGUGGCCAUGGGCAGCGCAGCGGUGCUGGCGGUAAUGGGAGUGGCGGCGAUGAUGGGAGAAGUUGUAGGAGAGAGAGAAGGAACAUGUAUGGUCGGCUCUACCAGCAGAAGAACCGCUUUCGUCCCUGGUCUCAGCAGAAGCUUCGUGACGGCGGGUAAAACGACCGAAUCCUGUCAUGCAGCACAAAGUAGAGGGUUCUCAGUCGCCACUCCUCGUUUGCGAGCGGCUAGGAGGUUCACCGUUCCCUCUAUCAUCCAGCUUCAAAGUCAAAUCCAGUUUGCGGAUGCAGUAGAGGAAGUUCUCAAGCUCAAGUUCAACCCGAAGUCGAUGUCAAGGGUGAUCAAGUCGUGGAGGCGGAUGGAUGAAGAGUUCCUGCACAAGGAGUUUGUGGAGGAGGUCGACACGUACCAGGAGUGCAACUCAUACAUAGAGGGGUUGGGGAUAAAGACUUUCUACGAUCCGUACGAGUUCGAGUGGGCCAAGAACCUGAGAGAUUGUGCAAGUAUCAUACAAGAGGAGUUCCAGAAAGUAGCCAUCGAGUCGAAGGAUGAAUUAGAGACCAAAGGAAACAAUGUGUGGGUUACUGCUGCAAACUCCACUUCUGCUCAGAGCUAUGGUCCUGAUUGGAAGACGUUGGCGCUCAUGGAUCGUUGCGUGUGGGAUCCUAUCAAUGUGCAUCUGUUCCCUAAGACCACCAAGAUCCUGAAGGACCUUGAGAUUCCUUGCAUUGAGGCUUUCUUUGCAAGAAUGACUCCCAAGAGGCAAGUUAUGGGCAAAAUCAAUCCACACUCCGAUUACUGCAAUUUCGCGCUGACAAGGGAAUGGAAGAAUGGGGAAGUGCUCGUAUUUGACACUUCCUUGUAUCAUGAAGCCGAAAACUCUGCUGAUCGGAUGAGAUACAUCCUGAUGUUGAGAGUCUGGCACCCCGAGCUCAAGCCCGUUGAGGUGGAUGCCAUCAAGUACAUCUUCUCUGCGCUGGACGAGCCUGAGAUUGUGGAGAGAGAUCUCCGAGCAUUGAAACCUUCGCUCUUUGAGGCAAAGCCUAAACCGGUCGCGAGUCAGUCGUUCUCCGAUUUUUCAGCGGCUGAAGGCAAUCGUGCAUCAAGGAGAGCAGCUAAGAAGAAAAGCGGGGGAAGCUCUAGCCCAGCCAAGGGGUUCAAGUGA
This is a messenger RNA of Guillardia theta CCMP2712, 1182 nucleotides long. RefSeq lists its product as hypothetical. The record is from RefSeq and is a predicted model, not a curated record. The coding region runs from base 16 to 1182 and encodes 388 amino acids. The transcript is spliced from 11 exons. NCBI's taxonomy places the organism in Eukaryota, Cryptophyceae, Pyrenomonadales, Geminigeraceae.